Molecule: messenger RNA, 2468 nt
Organism: Strigops habroptila (Kakapo)
Lineage: Eukaryota; Metazoa; Chordata; Aves; Psittaciformes; Psittacidae
Product: partitioning defective 6 homolog beta-like
Exons: 3
Coding region: 69-1142 (357 amino acids)
Biological process (GO): centrosome cycle; establishment or maintenance of cell polarity; regulation of cellular localization
Cellular component (GO): cell cortex; nucleus; apical plasma membrane
Molecular function (GO): protein kinase C binding
Source: RefSeq, a predicted model, not a curated record
AUGGCCGGUGAAAAUCCCCGGUGGCCGCGGGAGCGGCGCUGGCGGCGGCGCGGGGCCCGGCCCGCAGCAUGGCCAAGCACCACCGCACGCCGGCGCGCUCCGCCGAGCCCGUCAUCGAGGUCAAGAGCAAGUUUGACGCCGAAUUUCGCCGCUUCGCCAUGAAGCGCUCCGGCACGGGCAGCUUCCAGGACUUCUACCACCUGCUGCAGACAGUGCACCAGAUCCCACGGGUGGACGUGCUCCUGGGCUACACGGACAUCCACGGCGACCUCCUGCCCAUCAACAACGAUGACAACUACCACAAAGCCCUAUCCUCUGCCAACCCCCUCCUCAGGGUCAUCAUCCAAAAGAAGGCAGAGUCUGAUGCUGGUGUCUUCGCCUCAAACUCCUUGCAGCGAAAGAAGAAGGGGCUGCUGCGCCCUGCACACUAUCGGACCAAGACCCACCUCCUCAUCGGCAUGCCCCAGGACUUCCGACAGAUCUCCUCCAUCAUCGACGUGGACAUCCUGCCCGAGACCCACCGUCGCGUGCGGCUCCACAAGCACGGCUCUGACAAGCCGCUGGGCUUCUACAUCCGUGACGGCGUCAGCGUGCGAGUGGCCUCGCAUGGCGUUGAGAAGGUGCCCGGGAUCUUCAUCUCCCGCCUGGUGAAGGGCGGCUUGGCCGAGAGCACGGGGCUGCUGGCCGUGAGCGAUGAGAUCCUGGAGGUCAAUGGCAUCGACGUGGCCGGCAAGUCUCUGGACCAGGUGACAGACAUGAUGGUGGCCAACAGCCACAACCUCAUCAUCACCGUCAAGCCGGCCAACCAGCGCAACAACGUCAUCCGCAGCAGCAAGGCCUCGGGCAGCUCAGGCAUGUCCACGGACAGCACCCCCAGCCAGCAGAUCCCCAGCCCGGCCUCACAGUACCUGAGCAACUACAGCACGGCCGAGAGCGAUGAAGAGGGCGACCUGGUCAUCGAGAGUGACAGUGUGCCCCACUACAUCCCCGAAGGCUGCCCCAACGGGGGCCCUGUGGACCAACCCCUCCAGCAAAGCCCAUCCCCACACAGCUCCCAGGGCUCCCUCCAGUCCCUUGGCAGCCACGAUGACAGCCCUGGCCGGGGCAGUGGGCAGGAGGAUGGCACCCUCCUCACCCUAUAGCCACAGGGUCCUGUGCCACCCUCGGCAGCCACCACAGAGUCCCGUGCCACCCUUGGUGACCAGCCAGGUUUCCACACAGCCAGGCUGGUGGUGGGCCCUGGGGCAAUGAUGGGGCCAGUGGGCAGGGGUGUAGUGGGGCUGCCUGCUGCCCGUGUCCCGAGGAGCCCUGCUGCCGCUGGGCACUGUUCCUCUGAGCCUCCCGGCCUCCCACCCCCUGCGUCCCAGCAAGUGGGGGUUUUUAAAGUGUUUUAUCAAAAUAUGCAUCAUCAAUUAAUAUAUUGCAAUGGACAGUAAAACCUUUUCUAGAAAGCACCUUGCUGGUCCCUGGUUCAUGUCACUGCAGGGGCUGGACCCCAACAGGUCACAGCCCCCUCCAGGACAGCAAACAGCCCCAAUGCCAUGGGAUGGGUCAGGCGCAUCCCCCACCAGCCCUAUCACCUCAUCCCAUGCUGUGGCCCAUCCCAUCGUGGACCAGCAUGAACCCCAUGAUUAGCUCCACAGGCUCCCUGGGAGGAGGUGACAGUGGUUGUGGGACUCCAGCCCUGGGGCUGUGGCUUUGCUGCUGCGCCGGGUGACCCCAAAGAGGUCCAUUGUGGAGAAUCUGGAAGGACACUGGAGCACAUCCUCCUCCUGCACAUCCGUGUCCCAUGGCACGUGUCCAGGCUGUUCUGGGCAGUAAGCCUGGCGUGUUGUCCUGACACAAUGAGCCUGGCCUGGCCCCCCAGUUCCCACUUUGUCUCCACUGCAGGGCUCUCACCUCACAGCAGACACCCUGAUCACAUCCACAGGAGCCAGGUGGCUCCUAGGCUGGCACCAGCACCAUGGCUGUCACUCAGCCUCAGUAAACGCUGCUGGGUGGCACAGCUCCAUCCUCCUCCUCCAGCCCCAAGCCCAGGAGGACUGUGCUGCCUUCUCACGGUACCGUACUGUAGUCACUGUACUGCUCACCUGGGGCUCCCAGUGCCCUCCAUCCCUCUCCCAGCACCAAAGUGCUGGGCUGAUGGUGGCUUUGGCCUUUGCUUUGCUGCUGGCCUGGCCCAGCCUCAGACCAGCACCUCCCUGCCCGCAGGGAGGGAUGUAGGAACACACCAGCAGAGAGGUGCUGCUGAGUCCCCACGGACCCACGGGAGGAGCUUCUCCUCCUCCUGUCCUGGUGGGGACAGGCCUGGCCAUAUGGCUGGCCACCAUCUGUGGUCCUUCACCCCAUCACCACAUCUUCUGCAGCAUUGUCCUUCAGCACCAGCACCAAGUGCCUUGGCCUGGCUCUGGGGGCAAUGCUGGGCACAGGCAUGAGUGUGCCCUAUGGCCGGUCCCCUCCACAGGGAA